AACGAUAUUCGCAUUGAAAACCCUCGGCCGAUCGCUGCAUUCCCAAAACUGCAUAUAGAUCGAUAGUGAUGAAUCAUGGACCAUGGAUUUGACCUCGAGAAUCGUAGCAUUUCAGAGCUUCGCAACAUCUCAAAACGCUACUGUAUGUGCGUUAUUACGAAUUAGUCAAUACCAUAUAGUGAAAAUAUUGUUUCCAGAGGUAAGUUAUCAGAGGAAUAUAUAAGAAGACGAAAACAACAACCUACUCCCAAGAACCUCCAAUGUCCAAGCCCUGGAUCCUCGUAUCCCCAGCCAGCCGCGGAAUCGGGCACGCCCUGACACGACACCUCCUGCGCACAACCACAGCCCCGAUCCUCGCAACAGCGCGGACUGACCUGCCCGGCGUGCGGUCCUCCAUCCUUAACUCCCUCUCCACAACCUCUUCCGAAGAGAAAGACGCGGUAUCCAAACGUCUGCACCUAACCCACCUCGACGUGACCUCCGAACCCAGCCUGGCCUCCGCCUCCGCGGAAGCACGCCGACUUUUUCCCGCGGAGACGCACCACCUGCGCCUCGCGUUCGCGCUGCCGGGCGUGCUGCGCCCGGAGAAGAGCCCCGCGGACGUGGACUACGACGCCGCGCUGCGCACGCUGCGGGUCAACGUGCUAGGCCCGCUCAUGCUGAUGAAAUGGUUCGGCGACUUCCUGCCUCGGAAGAGCGUUGAGGUAUCUCUGGAUCCUUUAUUCACUUCCGCUUUACCUACUACUUCUGAGUCUGAGUCCGAGGACCGGGGAGGGGAAGAGGGGGGUGGUAAGGGAAAGGCUUCACCGCACGCGACGUUCCUCCUCGCCUCCGCGCGCGUAGGUUCGACCUCCGAUAACCGGCUGGGAGGAUGGUACACGUACCGGGCGUCCAAGUCCGCCGUUAUCAGCCUCGCGCGGACGUACGAUUUGUUUCUGCGUAACCGGUCCGGUGACAAGGCCGUUUCUAUAGCGUACCACCCGGGAACCGUGCGAACGGAUCUGAGCCGAGAGUACUGGGACCGAGUGCGCCCGGAGAAGUUGUUUACGCCCGAGUACGCGGCGGAGAGGAUGGUCGAGAUAGUUCGGACGAGGCGGGUGGCGGAGCAUCGCGGCCGGUGUUGGGAUUGGAGGGGAGAAGAGGUGUUGCCUUGAAAUGAGGAGGAUGCGGGCAAAGGUUAAGGGGAGUCUGAUUUCAAAGUGUGGGCUCGACAUCAUCAGCAGCUUGCAUCUAAAAGGAACUGGGAUGAAAAUCGGCUAUGACAUCGAAAAUCGGAGAAAUAUUCCUAGGAGCUCGCCAUGCAACCGCCCUAAGUUCCAAUAUCCCCAUUCUCAAGCGGUUGACUCUGAACGAGGAAGAACAUUGUCCCUAUAGUGUGCCACGCGAAGCCAGAAAAUAU
Annulohypoxylon truncatum is the source of this 1399-nucleotide messenger RNA. RefSeq names its product NAD(P)-binding protein. The transcript has a single exon. The record is from RefSeq and is a predicted model, not a curated record. NCBI's taxonomy places the organism in Eukaryota, Fungi, Ascomycota, Sordariomycetes, Xylariales, Hypoxylaceae. The coding region runs from base 261 to 1154 and encodes 297 amino acids.